Molecule: messenger RNA, 345 nt
Organism: Spodoptera exigua (beet armyworm)
Lineage: Eukaryota; Metazoa; Arthropoda; Insecta; Lepidoptera; Noctuidae
Source: the annotation of a GenBank genome assembly
AUGGGUUUGCUCGACCGGACCGAUACCACGGCCGCACAGAUAACCGGCGUGAAGCAACCAAAGCGUGGUGUGUCGCCGUGUGUUAGUGAAGAGUGUCAUUUGAUGUGGGACGUGGGAUCGGCACCAUGCAGGGGCUCCAUGCCGCGAAGGAGAAAGCCUCGGGGCUCUUUGCCAACAAGCCCCUUCUGUUCAACUGGAAUAACAAGAGCAUUAGAAAUGAGUGCCAUCCCCAUUGGUAAAGUAAACUAUGCCGAGUUAAUCGUGUCGUCAUCUCGGGAGAUCGAUAGAUCGGGUGCCGCCGUGAUGUCUGUCCGUCGGGACGGCGCGGCGCCCGCCGACGGCUAG